UGACUGGGGAAGGGAGAUAGACGUGGCAACAACUGAUCACAUGAAAUGCAUGCCAGCCGCACACCCAGGGCCGGCCUUCACAUCUCGGUGGCCUGGGCGAAACAAAAAUUGAAGCUCUUAUAAAAUAAUAUUUAUAUUUCAAUUAAAAAUCAAAUAUAUGGUAGAUUUAAAAGUUUACUACAAAGACAAUGUUAUUUGGUGACAACGUUAAUACAUUAAGAAGUAAAAAUUAUAUCAUUUGACUACUAAUUAUAUCACUUUUUAAAGAAUAUCACAUCAGCCGAAACAUGAAAGGAGUUCUUAGUUCACUCAUUCAUUACCUACAAAACAAUGAAACUAUUUGUGAGUUUGAGUGAGCUGAUCAUUUAAAAUAAAUUAUUCUAGCAUUUUUAGAUGCAAAGUCAUUAAUCACGGUAUCAACAUAAAUCUCGUCCAGCAAAUUCUUCUCAACGCAUAAUGUAGCCAAACAGUUUAACCUUUCUUUAGAUAUUGCCGACCUCAAAUAGUUUUUUUAAUAAUUUCAGUUUUGAAAAACUUCAUUCAGCUGAUACUACACCUAACACAGUAAAUAUGAUUCGAUAGGCAAUAGACAUAUUAGAAUAACAAUCUAAUUCUCCUCCAUUAAUUAUGGCGAAGUAAUUGAAGCCGGAUAGGUUGUGAAUCCAUGAUAUCAAAAUCGUCUCUUCUAGUAAUUGUGGUGAUAUAAGGUGGAGAAUGCAAGGUGAUUGCUGAGGCAUUUGAUUUUGGGAAUGAGAGAAAAGGAAUCCAGAACGGAUUAGGGGGCACGGCCGCACAUACUACCCGUCAUCUCGUUCAUUGGUUGCGACAGCGUGAUAAGCUAAAAAAACACAAGCAAGGGCAUCGACUCGUUCUGUUGGAGGCUUGGAUUAAACCAUAAUAUCCAUUUGCGUAGUUGCCUUUUGACUUUCAAGGGCCUAGGCUGUCGCCCUUGCUGCACUUGCCUAGGGUCGGCCCUGCACGCACCCGGUGCGCGUGAUUGCCCUUGUUAUAAACUGUAUCCAUCCUAGCAGGUCAUAUAUAGAAGAGAGAUUGCACUAAUUAUUUUACUGAAAUGAUAAGAAAAAAACAUUCUCACUAUAUCCGUCUCUACUCUUCGUUAUGUUCACUAAAGACUGAGAGCGUAACAUCCAACCGCUGGCAACAUGAUCUCAGAGCAGCACCGGCACUGCGCGCGCGCCGCGCGGCAGAGAGACGCCAACGCUACUGGGCUAGGCUAGACUUGGGCGGCGCGCGUUGCACUCGUGGCGGGACGUGCGACUCCUCGCCUUCUUUCUCCACAAUCCGACACGCACAACAAGCAGAGUGAACUCAGCUAGCCAGCAAGCUACCCGUGCCGCCGUGUUGGUUUGGAGCUAGCGAUGGUGCAGCCGGGAGACACAGGCGGAGGGCUCGGCGGCGCGGCGGAGGGAGCGGCCAAGCCAGCGGCGGCGAUGGUGUCGCUGCAGCUUGUCUUCUCGGUGCUGCAGAUCUUCAUCAAGCUCGCGCUCAACGACGGCAUGGACGCUCGCGUCCUCGUCGCCUACCGCUUCAUGUUCGCCGCCGCGUUCCUCUGCCCCAUUGCGUUCCUCGUCGAGAGGAAGAAACGUCCGCCACUAACCAUGAAGGUGGCCCUACAAUUGUUCUUGUGUGGGUUGUUUGGAUUUGCUAUAAACCAGAAUCUGUACGUGCUUGCCAUAAAGUUGACUUCAGCAACAUUUGUUACGGCUAUCAGCAACCUCACUCCCGCAACCACUUUCAUCCUAGCAAUCGUGACCAGGCUGGAGGCUUUAAACCUUAGGAAGCCUGCCGGACAAGCGAAACUGUUGGGAACCCUUGUCGGAAUGGGUGGUGCAAUGUUGCUUACAUUCUACAAGGGACCAGAGAUCAAAAUACUUCGACGGCUGCCCCGCCUCAGACUCGUCCGUGUAACCGAAGAUCACCACUCCGGCCCGCCAUCGGCCAGAAACCAAGUGUUGGGCUCGCUUCUCGGCGUCAUCAGCUGUUUCAGCUACGCGACGUGGCUAGUCAUCCAGGCGAAAGCGGGGCAAGUCUAUCCGUGCCACUACUCGAUUGCAGCAAUGGUGUGCCUCUUUGGUGCACUUCAGUCCACUCUAGUGGCAGUUUGCGUCCACAGGGACAUGGAGCAUUGGAGGCUAGGACUCAACAUCAGAUUGUACUCGUCAGCUUACGCGGGCCUAAUAGCAUCAGGAUCCGCGUUCCCGUUGCUGUCGUGGUGCCUGCGGAAGAGAGGUCCCCUCUUCAUCGCCGUGUUCAGCCCGUUGAUGCUCAUCUUCGUCGCCGCGCUGAGCUCCAUUCUUCUUGAUGAGGCUUUGCACCUCGGGAGUGUGCUUGGCUCAGUCCUGAUUGUGAGCGGACUGUACCUGGUGCUGUGGGGCAAAGCCAAAGAAGUAGCUAAUGGGCGCCAAGACGAGGAACGCGGCAAAGAAUCAGUUCCUGCUGCUGCCGGUGAAAUUGAAAUAAAAUGAUGAGGGCU
Phragmites australis (common reed) is the source of this 2494-nucleotide messenger RNA. Its product is annotated as WAT1-related protein At1g68170-like. NCBI's taxonomy places the organism in Eukaryota, Viridiplantae, Streptophyta, Magnoliopsida, Poales, Poaceae. The coding region runs from base 1380 to 2486 and encodes 368 amino acids. The transcript has 7 exons. Gene Ontology annotation, molecular function: transmembrane transporter activity. The record is from RefSeq and is a predicted model, not a curated record. Gene Ontology annotation, cellular component: plasma membrane.